Molecule: messenger RNA, 11573 nt
Organism: Sinocyclocheilus anshuiensis
Lineage: Eukaryota; Metazoa; Chordata; Actinopteri; Cypriniformes; Cyprinidae
Product: voltage-dependent L-type calcium channel subunit alpha-1C-like
Biological process (GO): calcium ion import across plasma membrane
Cellular component (GO): membrane; voltage-gated calcium channel complex
Molecular function (GO): high voltage-gated calcium channel activity
Source: RefSeq, a predicted model, not a curated record
AUGGCUAGAUUUGAAGUUCUCGCAUUCCUGCACUAUUCAUUCUCUGGCUCCAACUAUUCCAGUCCGUCGUUGGCUCCAGUCCCCAGUCUGAAUGAGGAUGAGCGUGUGGGGGGCGGGGGUGGGGUGCUGGGUCUUGCACCUGAACACAUUCCCACCCCUGGCGCCCCCAUCAGCUGGCAGGCAGCCAUCGACGCGGCACGGCAGGCCAAGCUGAUGGGCACCACUGGAGCCCCGAUUUCCACUGCGAGCUCCACGCAGCGCAAACGCCAGCACUACACCAAACCCAAGAAACAGGCCAGCACUGCCUCCACGCGCCCACCCCGAGCCCUUCUCUGCCUAACUCUUAAAAACCCCAUCCGCAGGGCGUGCAUCAGUAUCGUGGAAUGGAAACCGUUUGAAAUCAUAAUUUUGAUGACUAUUUUUGCAAACUGUGUGGCCUUAGCUGUCUACAUCCCUUUCCCCGAGGACGAUUCCAACGCAACCAACUCAAACCUGGAACGGGUGGAGUAUCUCUUUCUGAUCAUUUUUACAGUGGAAGCAUUUCUGAAAGUUAUUGCGUACGGGCUGCUGUGUCACCCUAAUGCGUACCUGCGGAACGGCUGGAACUUGUUGGAUUUCAUCAUCGUGGUGGUUGGGCUCUUCAGUGCAAUAUUAGAGCAGGCCACUAAAGGGGAUGGUGGGACUUCAAUGGGAGGCAAGGCUGCAGGGUUUGAUGUAAAAGCCCUGCGAGCCUUUAGAGUGUUGAGACCUCUGAGACUCGUAUCUGGAGUACCUAGUUUACAGGUGGUGCUGAACUCCAUCAUUAAAGCCAUGGUUCCCCUCCUGCACAUCGCUCUGCUCGUUCUGUUCGUCAUCAUCAUUUAUGCCAUCAUUGGCCUCGAGCUCUUCAUGGGCAAGAUGCACAGAACCUGUUUUUUCUUCAAAGAUGGACACAAAGGUCCUAUAUCUGAAUUGAAGCCGGCCCCCUGCGCCCCAAACUCUGCCCAUGGACGACAUUGCACCCCGGCCAACAUAACACAGUGCAUGAUGGGAUGGGAGGGCCCAAAUGAUGGAAUCACGAAUUUUGAUAACUUUGCAUUUGCCAUGCUGACUGUGUUUCAGUGCAUCACGAUGGAGGGCUGGACUGACGUCCUUUACUGGAUGCAGGAUGCCAUGGGUUAUGAGCUUCCGUGGGUCUAUUUUGUCAGUCUGGUCAUCUUUGGAUCCUUUUUCGUUCUAAAUCUGGUUCUGGGUGUGUUGAGCGGAGAGUUCUCUAAAGAGCGAGAAAAGGCCAAAGCUCGCGGCGAUUUCCAGAAGCUCCGUGAGAAGCAGCAGCUGGAGGAAGAUCUAAAGGGCUACCUGGACUGGAUCACGCAGGCAGAGGAUAUCGACCCUGAGAACGACGACGAGGGACUGGACGACGACAAGCCUAGAAAUCGUAAUAUGCCGGCCAGUGAAAAUGAGUCAGUGAACACUGAUAAUGCUCCAGCUGGAGACAUGGAGGGAGAGACCUGCUGUACUCGCAUGGCAAAUAGGAUCUCCAAAUCCAAAUUCAGUCGAUAUUCACGCCGAUGGAAUCGGUUAUGUCGGCGCACGUGCCGUGCAGCAGUGAAGUCAAAUGUGUUCUACUGGCUGGUGAUUUUCCUGGUAUUUUUGAACACACUUACCAUUGCCUCUGAGCACCACCAGCAGCCAGAAUGGCUCACCAAUGUGCAAGAAAUCGCCAAUAAGGUGUUGCUGGCUCUUUUUACUGGUGAGAUGCUGCUGAAGAUGUACAGCCUGGGCCUACAGGCCUAUUUCGUCUCCCUUUUUAACCGCUUUGACAGUUUUGUGGUGUGCGGUGGAAUUCUGGAGACUAUCUUGGUGGAAAUCAAGAUCAUGUCACCCCUCGGCAUCUCUGUGCUGCGCUGUGUGCGUCUGCUCCGCAUCUUCAAGAUCACCAGGUACUGGAACUCUCUCAGUAAUCUGGUGGCAUCUCUGCUGAACUCGGUGCGUUCUAUCGCAUCCCUGCUUCUGCUGCUCUUCCUGUUCAUCAUCAUCUUCAGUCUGCUCGGAAUGCAGCUCUUUGGUGGCAAGUUCAACUUUGAUGAGACGCGCCGCAGCACCUUCGAUAACUUCCCCCAGUCUCUCCUCACCGUCUUUCAGAUUUUGACCGGAGAGGACUGGAACUCUGUGAUGUAUGAUGGGAUCAUGGCGUACGGUGGACCCUCCUUUCCUGGCAUGCUUGUCUGCAUUUAUUUCAUCAUCCUCUUCAUCUGUGGAAACUACAUCCUCCUGAAUGUCUUCUUGGCCAUUGCCGUGGACAAUCUGGCAGACGCCGAGAGUCUGACAUCAGCGCAGAAAGAGGAAGAGGAGGAGAAAGAGAGGAAGAAGCUGGCCAGAACGGCCAGUCCCGAGAAGCGUCAGGACUCUGAGAAACCACCUCUGGAGGAUGAAAAGAAAGAGGAAAAGAUUGAACUAAAAUCCAUCACUUCUGAUGGAGAGACGCCAACUGCCAAUAAGAUCAACAUAGAUGAGUACACAGGGGAGGAGAAUGAGGAGAAGAAUCCAUAUCCUGUGAACGAUUUCCCAGCAGGAGAGGAGGAUGAUGAGGAGCCAGAGAUGCCAGUAGGUCCUCGUCCACGUCCACUCUCCGACAUUCAGCUGAAGGAGAAAGCUGUCCCCAUGCCAGAAGCCAAAGCUUUCUUUAUUUUCAGCGCCACUAACAAGUUCAGGGUUUUGUGUCAUAAGAUUGUAAACCACAACAUCUUCACCAAUUUAAUCCUGUUCUUUAUACUGCUGAGCAGUAUUUCACUGGCAGCGGAGGACCCAGUGAAUAAUGACUCAUUCAGGAAUCAGAUUCUAGGCUAUGCAGAUUAUGUGUUUACAGGAAUCUUCACCAUAGAGAUCAUAUUAAAGAUGACAGCGUAUGGAGCAUUCCUACAUAAGGGUUCAUUUUGUCGGAAUUAUUUUAAUUAGCCGUUCUGAUUGGUGGUGCCAAACUGUGCUGUGAUUCACAGGUCAAGUGCCAUUAAUGUAGUGAAGAUUCUCAGAGUGCUGAGGGUGUUGAGGCCCCUGAGAGCAAUCAACAGAGCCAAGGGCCUCAAACAUGUGGUCCAGUGUGUGUUUGUAGCCAUCCGUACCAUCGGGAACAUCGUCAUCGUCACCACUUUGCUGCAGUUCAUGUUUGCCUGUAUUGGUGUUCAACUUUUCAAGGGCAAAUUCUCCUACUGCACAGACACCUCUAAACAGACACAGACCGAAUGCCGGGGGUCCUAUAUAUUAUACAAACACGGGAAUGUUGGGAAGCCAGAGAAAGCACAGCGUUCAUGGGAGAACAGUGACUUCAACUUUGAUGAUGUCCUGCAGGGCAUGAUGGCUCUGUUUGCCGUGUCCACUUUUGAGGGUUGGCCAGGGCUCCUCUACAGAGCCAUCGACUCCCAUGCAGAGGAUGUUGGCCCAAUCUACAACUACCGUGUGAUCAUCUCUAUAUUCUUCAUCAUCUACAUCAUCAUCAUCGCCUUCUUCAUGAUGAACAUAUUCGUAGGUUUCGUCAUUGUGACAUUUCAGGAGCUGCUGUCUCCUCCAACUCUUCAUUUCCUGUUCCGACGUUUCCGUCCAGCUUAUUUUGUUGAUGCAUGGAACACAUUUGAUGCCCUUAUUGUAGUGGGUAGUGUUGUUGAUAUAGCCAUCACAGAGGUUAACCCAGCUGACCCCACCUCCUCUCCCCCCUCCUCUGUGGUAAGACCAAUGGGCCUCCAAAACACUGAAGAUAACGCCAGGAUUUCAAUCACAUUCUUUCGGCUGUUCCGCGUGAUGAGGCUGGUGAAGCUUCUGUCUCGGGGAGAGGGCAUUCGGACGCUGCUCUGGACCUUCAUUAAAUCCUUUCAGGCUCUUCCCUAUGUUGCUUUGCUGAUCGUAAUGCUGUUCUUCAUCUACGCCGUCAUUGGGAUGCAGAUGUUUGGUAAGAUUGCCCUGAGGGACCACAGCCAGAUCAACCGAAACAACAACUUUCAGACGUUUCCUCAGGCUGUUCUGCUGCUCUUCAGGUGUGCAACAGGGGAGGCAUGGCAGGAAAUCAUGCUGGCCUGUUCCCCGAACCGCCCAUGUGAGAAGGGGUCAGAGGUCGGCCAUUCCAGUGAAGACUGUGGCAGCCACUUUGCCAUCUUCUACUUUGUUAGCUUUUAUAUGCUUUGCGCCUUCCUGAUCAUUAACCUCUUUGUGGCCGUCAUCAUGGACAACUUUGACUAUUUAACACGUGAUUGGUCGAUAUUGGGGCCGCAUCACCUAGAUGAGUUUAAGAGGAUAUGGGCAGAAUACGAUCCUGAGGCCAAGGGUCGGAUAAAACACCUGGAUGUGGUGACGUUACUCCGCAGGAUUCAGCCUCCCCUUGGAUUUGGAAAGCUUUGUCCACAUAGAGUGGCAUGCAAGCGGCUUGUGUCCAUGAACAUGCCUCUCAAUAGUGACGGGACGGUGAUGUUCAACGCAACUCUCUUUGCUCUAGUACGAACGGCUCUACGCAUCAAAACUGAAGGUAACUUGGAGCAAGCAAAUGAGGAACUCAGAGCCAUCGUGAAGAAGAUCUGGAAGAGGACGAGCAUGAAGCUGCUGGAUCAAGUUGUUCCCCCAGCUGGAGAUGAUGAAGUAACCGUUGGGAAGUUCUAUGCCACAUUCCUGAUUCAGGAAUACUUCAGGAAAUUUAAGAAGCGCAAGGAACAGGGCCUGGUGGCCAAAAUUCCCCCAAAGACUGCUCUUUCACUGCAGGCUGGCCUGCGCACACUGCAUGAUAUUGGUCCUGAGAUCAGAAGAGCGAUAUCAGGAGACCUGACUGUGGAGGAGGAGCUGGAGAGAGCCAUGAAGGAAACCGUGUGUGCUGCUUCUGAGGAUGAUAUCUUCAGGGUAAAGCGGUCUGGCGGCCUCUUCGGUAACCACGUCAACUACUACCACCAGAGUGAUGGCCACGCCUCCUUCCCACAGUCCUUCACAACACAGCGGCCAUUGCACAUCAGUAAAUCCGUGAGUCCCGGCGAGGCAGAAUCUCCCUCUCAUCAGAAGCUCGUUGACUCCACCUUCACUCCGAGCAGUUACUCUUCCUCAGGAUCCAACGCAAACAUCAACAACGCCAACAACACAGCCAUCGGACACCGGUACCCCAAACCUACCGUCAGCACAGUGGAUGGACACACGGGGCCGCCCCUCACCACUGUCCCACUACCACGGCCCACAUGGUGCUUUCCUAACAAGAGGAGCUGUUUCUAUGACACUUUCAUGCGCUCUGAUUCCAGUGACAGUCGUCUCCCUAUAAUACGGCGAGAGGAAGCAUCUACAGAUGAGACGUACGAUGAAACAUUUCUAGAUGAGAGAGAUCAGACCAUGCUCUCAAUGGACAUGCUGGAAUUUCAGGAUGAAGAGAGCAAGCAAUUGGCUCCAAUGGUGGAGGCAGAGGUAGGGGAAGAGAGGAGGCCGUGGCAGUCUCCACGAAGACGGGCAUUUCUCUGCCCCACUGCACUGGGUCGACGGUCUUCCUUUCACUUAGAGUGUUUGAGAAAACAUAACAGACCUGAUGUUUCUCAGAAAACAGCACUACCACUGCACCUAGUGCAUCAUCAGGCUUUGGCUGUGGCAGGUUUGAGUCCCUUGCUGAGACGGAGUCAUUCUCCGACGCUGUUCACGCGUCUGUGCUCCACACCUCCUGCGAGUCCCAGCGGCCGCGGCGGGGGAGGGCCGUGCUACCAGCCCGUUCCGUCUCUGCGGCUGGAGGGCAGCGGAUCUUACGAGAAACUCAACAGCAGCAUGCCGUCUGUGAACUGCAGCUCGUGGUACAGUGACAGUAACGGCAAUAACAGCAGGAGUGUGCAGAGGACGCAGCGACCCGUGUCCCUCACGGUUCCUCCGGUCACACGCAGAAACUCCACAUCCCUGUCACACGGGAGCGCCGGCAGCCUCGUGGAGGCCGUGUUGAUAUCCGAGGGUUUGGGUCGCUAUGCACAGGAUCCUUCCUUCAUCCAGGUAGCGAAGCAGGAACUAGCGGAUGCCUGCGACAUGACAAUGGAGGAGAUGGAGAACGCUGCCGACAACAUUCUCAACGCCAACGCGCCGCCCAACGCCAACGGAAACCUGCUACCCUUCAUGCAGUGCAGAGACACUGGCUUGCAGGAGUCCCGUUGCAGCCACGCGCUGGGCCUCUCGACCGCCACGGGCUCCGACGAGCUGCUGGGGGCGGAGCUAGAGCGCUCCGAGGUGGAGGGGCAGCGGAACAGCACUCUGAAGGAGGAUGAGGACAUGGAGUGCGUGACCAGUUUGUAGGGGGAACAGCAGCAGCAACGGAGGACUUCCUGUGUCUUAGCCCAGCUCUCUCUGAGGACACUGCUGUCCUGCAGUCUGACCCGUCUGUUGCGUGUACCUACCGUAGGGGUAUAAGGCCAUUCUGCUUAGCUGAGACCAAGUUGGUUUUUAGUUUGUCCGUGUUUGCAAGAGCACGAGCGAGUAGGCGUGUGUACAUGUUUGUGUGUGUUUCUAAAGUGCCUCACAGUUCUCACAACCUUGAUUGCAGUAAGGAAACGAAACCCUGACCGAGCAGGGAAUGAAGGGAAAAGAUGCACUGUUGUUGCUCAGGCAGUGGGAGUUUGCGCUGACCCGUGUGUGGCGGUAGGACUCGAAAGCCGCAGCAUCGGCGUGGACGCUCGGUGCCGAGCAGGUGGAUCUUGAGGGCCGUGUUGGGAAUUUGCCGCCCGGGGGCCGUCACGGGUUCGAGAGAUGUUCAGAGGGACACAUUGGAGCGGCUCUCUUUCCUUUCCAUCCAUCCGUUCUUCAGAAGUGUCGUCUGCAAGCGCCCUCACGUCAUACUUCUCCUUUACGGCUUUCUUUUGUGUUCAGUUGAUGAUUUGAUUUCUCUAGUUAAGCCUGCACAUAGCUUUUCCUUUUAUCAGCGGAAGACUGAACUCUCUGAAUUGCUCUCUUUCUUGUGUACCGUUACGGCUUUCAGGGAACUGCUCGCUGUGCAAGGUACAGGUCAUUGCAUCAGUGGCCUUUUAUUCCAGAUCUGCUUCAGGUUUUAUUUCCUUUUUUAUUUUCCAGCAUUUAGUGUUUAUGUUGUUUGCACACAGAUGGAUGCUGUUUUUUUUCUUAAAUUAUUAUUAUUAUUAUUAUUGAAGGCGUUUAAGAUGUUUAUGCCAGAUGCAGUGUUGUGAAUCUAAUGCCUCUUACAGACACACAAAAACAAUUAUUUAUUUAUUUAUUCCUGUCAGAGGUGAAGGGGGUUCGGUCUCUCUCACAAUGUUUAUUGGUAGCUCACAAGCUGUAAAUGAGCAGUGUCACUCACCUGGGCGCAGGUAGCACUGACAGCUCUCAUGGCUGCUGUUGGGUCGGACUCACAUUUGCUCUGAAACUACUGACGUUUCUACACUGCUGAUCUCCAGAAACAUUCAGCCAACAGCUGCGAUUCUGUCAUGAUCCCACCUGCUCGACACGGAACAGCAGAUCUUCGGAAGGUCAGUAAAGGUGCACUUUGAGGAGAGGAAGGGUGGAGUAUUCAGGGAUGUCUGGGUAGCGCAUCAUUAAAAAAAAACUCUAAUGUAGUUCACACAGGGCUAAAUAUAUGACCAUCAUUAUGAAAGUACCAACAUCAGCAGUGUCAUCAUCAUACAAUUAUUGAUCUAUUAUUAUUAUUAUUAUCGUUAAGGAUAUUUUUCUGCUGCGUUUCACCGUUUCCAUGCAGUUCGGCAGACACAGAGAACUACUUACGAUCUAUUAUGCAAAUAAGGUGUUGAAGCGUUAGCAUUGUGUUGGUAAUGUGUCGACGGGAUGGAGUGCGACCCCUAAACACAUGAGAAACCUGACCAAUCCACUUCCAGGCGUCUCUCUGUUUGUGCCACACUAGACCGGGUUAGAAGUUCUGUCACCGUUUUGCACACUACUUCAGACGAUACGAAUUUCUCUUUCCAUGUAUGAACAGAUAAUUGACUAUUUUUUUCUAGCUGACUCUUCACUUUCUAUAGAGCGUCCUGGCGUUUGGUUCCAGGCCUCGAACAUUGCAUUCGAUCUGAAGUCUCCAGUCCUGUGCCAUUUUUUUAUUUUUUUUUUGAUUGAUUGAUUGAUUGAUUGAGUUCCUGAAUGUUUACAGGAGGUCUCUGCUCUGAGGAUGAUGCAAAGCUUGUGAAAAAACGUGACAAAUGUAGCCAGAACCCACCUGCUCUGUUCCAAAGCCGCCACCACACCCUCAUAUCACCUACACACACGUGCCAUGUGUCAUUGUGAGGCUGCCCCAGGCAUAUUUCGAGGCCUUGGUUGUGUACGUGUUUCUCCGUGUUUAGCAUAUGCAGAGUGCGAGCGCGUUUGUGUGGUGUUCGUGUUAGUAUAUGCAGGAUGAGUGCGUGAGUGCAUGCGUAUGUGCUUGCAUACCACAAGAUAUGCAAAAACAAUGCAAUAACUUUGACUGUACAACAGUUUCCUUCAGAACUACAGCUGUACAAAAAUCUAAGAUACAGAGAGAUAUAUAUUCACUGUUGUGUAUUAAGUUACAAAACUUUAAAUUGAAGAAACCUGUCAUACUUGAAAUCGGGUGCAUUUGAGUAUUGAGUAUUUUGAAAUAAUCUUGUGCAGGUCAGUUUGGUUCGAUGUUUUUCUUCUGUUGGUUUCAAUUAUCUCUGCAUGAGGAUUCUUUUGGUGUGCCAAGCGUUUUGAGUAAUUAUUUUUUUGUUGUUUUCAUUUUUAAACAUUGAGGAAACACUGAUGACGAGGAGCGAAGGUGUAAAUACAGACGGAGGAGAGAAGCGGCUCGUUGGUGUGAAAAUGAUUUUGCAUAUCUUGUGCUCAGCUGAAAGGUGCAUGAUACGCAAGAGCAGCUCUCUCUCUUUCACUCUCGCUUUUUCCCCCUUUAUCUUUUCAUUCGCUCACCCUCCUUGUCCUUUCUUCAGCAGACAUCACAGUGAAGGCUUUUUUUUACGGCACCCGUGCGCCGGUGAACAGUUGGUCAUGCACGUUAAUUCUCGCUAUUAUUUGAGGCUGCAAGCGGAAACAUUAGAAAUCCCCUUUCAUUUCUCAAAUCUCAUGGACAAUCUGCGUUCGGUGAGGAGAUUUAGGUUGGAAAUAAUGGAUUUGGAUGCUAAGCUUGAAUUUUUGCAUGGAGUCUAAAGAAUCGAGCUAAGACGGAGUCCUCCUCUCCCUUCAUUAGCCAAUGAUUGUAUAUUUUUAUAGACUUAUAGAAAAGAAUUAACACAUGAGAAGAGACCAUAUAAACUCAUCUAUAUCUGCUGAAUGUCAGGGUUAAAAUGGCUACACACAACCGUGUUUGAGAAUGUAUGUAGUGACUACGUAUAGAUAGAAAUUAAAUGAUAGAGAAAUAUAGAGUAAAUCAUUCAUAUUCACCGCAGUAGCUCCUUUCGAAACUCCGCUCGUACGGCCUGUUUUUAAGCAGGAUGGUUGGGUGUUUUUGCUGAGGGAGGAGUGUAAUGAGAUUAAUCAUGUGAUUUUGAAUCCGAGGGCUUUUUCACAGCUGCUUUAUUCAGAUCAACACAUCAAGUUCCCCUCUGAGCACCUGCACAUGAUAGAACAGUGUGGAAAAGCCACGAGCUUUCAUGACACAAAAGCAGCGCCUGUGUUGAAUGAAACCGCUAAUGAAUGAACACAGAGAGCUGUCUGCUUAGGCCUUGGGGAAAUGUACCAAAUAUUUGACUGAAUAUUUUAUUAGUUGCUCAGUGAGGUUUUUGCCCAAAUGGUUGUAAUGUAGCUUUUCUUCUCUCAGAGAAUCAGAAGUUAUUUUCUAUAUUUUAAUAUAUGAGAACUAUUUAUCAGAUGGAAGUUGAGAUAUUUCGCACUGGUUGGAGGGAAUGUUGGUGAUGUAACGGAUGACAUUUCAGCAGGGCAAGUGUAGGUUGCUCUCCUGAUGGACUUUGAUUGAUUGUGGCUUGUAUUUCGGUUUGCCAUCUGUAGCAGCAGCGUGCACAAGUUUCCCCAAUAAAAAAAAGAAUAUAUUUGAUGCAUUUAAAUGCAUAUAAUGCUGAACAUUUUUGGAAAUAUAAACCCCUGAGAAAAAAGUAAACUAUCUAUAGCAAAUGAGCAGCAUUGUUACAACCAUUAAAGUUCACAACACAUUAAACCGCACUGUUUUUUUUUUUGAAUCUUUAGUGUUUGUUUUAUUUGGAUAAACCCAGUAAUGCACGAACACAAAACGUAAGUGGAUUUAUUAAGGACGUCUGUAGUUCAAGCAUCAGCAUUCGGGCCGUUCGGUGUUUCUGGGUUCGUGCGUGUUCGUAUGCCAAUUCUGCAUGUGUCAGACUGAAGGAACGUGCCGUGGGGUUGACCUUUGACCCAGAGAAAGCCUGGACAGGUGCAAUGUCUGCCCUCUGGUUUAACCUUUGUGUAGCACGUAUCUCUAUAUGACUGUUAAUUUGAUAUUAUAAGUUAAUGUAGUGCGUUAACGAGUUUUAAUGAUAAACUAAAAGCUAAGGUGGUGAUGCAAUAAUCACAAUUUGCACAUUUAAACCACGUUUAGUUGGACACGUCGUACACAUAAUCCAAGUAAAGGAUUAAUUUAUGCAUAGAUUUUAGCUGUCGUGUAAAUAUUAAUUUCGCCCUAAGCUCAAAACGUCAAUCUUGCCAGUUUGAUUUCCACAGGUGGGACGAUAAAUAAUGCAGAUUUGUUCAGGCCGUCUCCUGCAGUAGGUGAGACAGCUCUUCAGUGUUUUUUUAGUGCACUGAAUGCAUUCAAAACCCCAACUCUGGGGAAGGGAAAUGCAAAACCAUUUAUAUGAACCAAUUUGAGGUUUUUGAGAAGCAUUUCCCCGCCUCUAGUUCCACCCAGCGAAUGUAGCACCAGAGACAGAAGAAGAUGGGCGGAACGGUAACGAUUAUGAUGAGGAGCUCAGAGAGUUACUAUAUUGCACAAAUCUCCAUGUAUGAGUGAACGUUUUAACAACUUAUUCUUUACCACAUCCUGCUUUCUUUCUGCAGAGAUGGAAGUAAUGCUCUGUUUGAUGGCGUUGAGCUCUGGGCUUGAUUUGUUGGGUCUCUUUUUCUCUAAUGGGUGGCAGGACUGAGGGAAUCGAUUCCUUGAUGCUCACUCAUCUACAGAUGCAGUCCGCAAUUCUUUCUGUUAUAGAGGCUGUAACCCGAAUCUGCAUUACACUAUUCUCCUGCAGUCGGAGGUGAUUCGGUUUACGUUUAACCACUUACUGUAAGACUCACGAAGGGAGGAAUCUUUGAGCGGAUCGUCUCAGUUGCUUUAUUUUCGGUGACCACACGAGCAGCUUCUAUAGUUUUGAUUGACGGUGCGGACGGGAAGUGUAGUCUUGAGGUCCUGAGCUGUUUGUUAGAUUAACGAGCUGAAUUAAAAUUAGAUGCGUGUCGUGCUUUUGGUAGAAUUCGAAGGCAUCAGUGCUGACCAUUCAGGUCUCUCACGAAACACCGUCAGAGGUCAUUCACAUUUUGGACUAUUUAAUGGAGUUUAGACCCCAGGUGUUAUUGAAAACUCUGUGAGACGUCUGCAUGGUCUGUCAUUCCCUCCUCUACUUUUGCUGAGACUCUUUUGUCAUCAUUUCAUCAUUCUUUCAUUUGGAUUUGAAAAAGAAUACGCUACGUAAAUCUGAAGAUUCAAUCACUUUUUCUAUUCCUAUUUU